Messenger RNA from Cavenderia fasciculata, 2664 nucleotides. RefSeq names its product dynamin like protein (gene dlpC). Lineage: Eukaryota; Evosea; Eumycetozoa; Acytosteliales; Cavenderiaceae. The transcript is spliced from 7 exons. Gene Ontology annotation, molecular function: GTP binding; microtubule binding; GTPase activity. Gene Ontology annotation, cellular component: microtubule; membrane; cytoplasm. The record is from RefSeq and is a predicted model, not a curated record. Bases 1 to 2664 code for a protein of 887 amino acids.
AUGACAGGUAUUGAUCAAUCAUCAAGUAAUAAUAGUGUUGUUGGGGGUGCAACUAGUCAUCAUCAACAACAACAAAAAGAGUCACCAUCAUUAUCGCUUUCAACAUCUUCACAACCUUUAAACAAAGAAAGUAUAUUCUUGGGUGAUGCAUCAUCUUCUUCAUUAGGAGGAGGAGGAGGUAGUGGUGGUUUUAAUUACACAAAUCUAACAAAAGAACAACAACAACAAAUUCAAAAAAUUAUAUCUCAACAACAACAACAGGUACCUGCAACUCCUACUCAUCAAAAACAACAACAUCAUCAACAAAAUCAUCAUAGUACUGGUGAUAUGAUAAAUACUAAUGGUGGUGGUAAUUAUAAUAGUCAUCAUCAUCAACAACAACAACAUCUUGGUAGUGGUGGAAAUUCAGCUGGAUCACCAUCACAUCAAUUGAAUAAAGCUCAGUUGGCAGUAGCUGAAGCAAAUGCACUCAAACUAUUAGAAGAAGAAAAGAGAAAGAGAGAUGAGAAAAAGAGAAAGAGAGAAACUGAUGAACAAUGGUCAAAAGUAAUUCGAUCAAAGUUGGAACUGGAAAAGAAAAAAUUAGAUGAUGAUGAACAAAAAUCAUACACUAUUAAUCAAGAAUUGUAUACAAUCUUUAAUGAUCUUCAAAUGAUUUCUCAUGAUCAUAGUAUACCAUUUGAAACACCUGAAUUGGUAGUCGUUGGAAUGCAAUCAGAUGGUAAAUCAUCAUUUAUUGAAUCACUAUUGGGUUUUCAAUUUAAUAUUGUUGAGAGUAAUAUUGGUACAAGAAGACCAUUAAUUAUUCAAAUGAUUAAUAAUCAAAGUAAACAAGAACCAUCAUGUCGAUUUAAAAAGGAGUGUCAUUUGAUUGAUGGCACAAGUAUUGGAUCGUUGGAGGACAAGUGGGAAGAACAUGAAACACCAGCUGAAGAAUUGACUGAAGAGAUUGUUAGACGUACCAAUGAUUUGACUGGAGCUAGAGGUGAUAGAGUCUCUUCCUUUCCAAUCUUUUUACGUGUCGAAUUUGCUCAUUGUGCCAAUCUAAAUAUCUACGAUACUCCAGGUUUUAGAAAAGGUGGUGAUGAAAGAUUAAAAUAUGAAAUUCUAGACAUGGUUAAAAAAUUAAUUGAACCAAAACAUCGUAUCAUUGUUUGUUUGGAACAAUCAAAUGUUGAAUGGGCAAAUACAAUUAGUAGACCAUUAAUUAAAAAGAUUGAUCCAGAUUUUACAAGAACUAUAUUAAUUAAUACAAAGUUUGAUAAUCGAGUCAAAGAAUUAAGAAAUCGAGAGUCUGCACACAAGUAUUUGGAAGGUGAAGGAAUAGUAACUGGUAAAAAGAUCUUUUUCAUCAGUCUCCCUUUGAAGCGUAAUUUGGAUCCAUACAAAUUCAAAGAAGCAUGUAAAGAGUGUUACUUGGAAGACUAUAGAAAGUUGUUAGAGAUUGGAUUCGAUGAGAAUCGUUUUGGUGCACAGAUUGGUAUUUACAAGGUCAAGGAAUAUGUUGAACGUCAUUUACACGAAAGAUAUCAACAGAAUCUUGUACCAUCACUCACAUCGUUGGAAAAUAUUUGUCGUCGUACCGACAAGGAAAUUGAACGUGUCCGUAAGGAAUUGGAUGAAAACAAUCUUCAAACACUUAAAUUCAAAGUACUCCAAUACGUUCAAGGAUUCAAUAGUCAAAUUGAACGACUACUAGAAGGUAGUGUUGUUGGUGAUCCAGACAAGUAUGGUCAAACACUUGAAAAGGAAUUGGAGCAAUGUUGUGUUCAAACAUGGCCCAACUUUAACUUUGGAUUCGAUAUUCAAAAUGCAAAGUUUGCAUUGUAUGGCGGUGCUCAAUUUGAACGUCUACUAAAUGAAUUAGAGUAUGUCGUUCAUUCAAGAGAAUUCCCUGAAACUAGUAUCAAUGAAGUUGCAUCUGCUAUUGGUAUUUCAAAAUUACAUAAUUCCCCAAUUUAUGAAUUGGCUGCAACAAAUAUAUUUCAAAUUAAAUCUAAAAAGGUAUUAUUACCAUUGAUUGAUAUAGCAUUACAAAGAUGUUCAUAUAUAUUUAAGAGAUUAUUUGAUAUUGGAGUAUCGAUAUUAUCCAAUGAAGAGUAUCAUACAGUAUCAUUGUAUGCAUCAUUCUUGGAGGAAUUCAAAUCACAAUACUUUACAUUUAUCAAAGAGAUUGAAGCCGAUUGUAAAACACGUCUCAAAGAUGACUUUGACACUUUUACAAAGAUUGUCGAUUGGAAUCUUCUCAAUGGUCUCAAUGAAAUCAAACAAUACAAUUAUAUCAAAGUAACACCGGAAGAAACUAAACAAAGAGUUGUUGCAAUAAUGGAAUCAAAUCCAAUUGAUGAAAGUUUUGAAAUUAAUACAAAAUCACGUAGAAUUGAUGAAGAAACUUAUAGAAAAGUUUGUAUGAUUGCAGGUAAAUUAUUUUCUGGUAUUCGUUUCUUCUUUUCAAAGUUUAUGAGAAACAAAUUAAAUGCAUUCUUUUUGGAUCCUUUGUUUCAAAAAUUGGGAUCACGUAUGAUUGAUCAUUUCUCCAAACUGACCGAUCAAAAGUAUCAAGAAUUAUUCCAAUCGAUCGAUCAAUUAAAGAUUCUAUUGACCAAAUUGGAAUCACAAGCAAUCGAUUGUAAAUUAAAUAGAGACAAGUUUAAAGAUUAUUAA